AUGACACAUGGGCAAUUAGUGGGUAAUGGUGGGGAGAUGAAGGAAGGAGAGAGUGCUCGGAAGAGGAUGAAGAUAUCGGUCCCGCAUUUUGAUAACUCUGCGCUUAUCAAAUCAUACUCCAAAACGUUGAUUGGUAGGUGUAUGAACCCUCCGGAGCAAGAAAUGAAGGCGUGGAUUCAGAAUGUUCCCCAGAUUUGGAAACUGGAGGAUCGGGUGAUUGGCACAGAUUUGGGUUUUGGGAAGUUUCAAUUUGAUUUUGAAACAGAGAGUGAUAUCGAGGGGGUCAUGAGCCUUCAACCUUAUCAUUUUGACUAUUGGAUGCUUGCAUUGGCGCGGUGGCAACCAAAGAAGAGUCAGCUCUUUCCGUCAGAGAUUACCUUUUGGGUCAGAGUGGUUGGGGUUCCAAUGGAGUUUAGGACGGUUCCCACCUUUGAAAGCAUUGGCGAGGCAAUUGGGAGAUUGGUCGCGGUGGAUGUUGAGCACUGUAGAGUCCAGGUGGUGGUUGAUGCGUUUCAAGAGCUUUGUUUCGAAACCACUCUAGAGUUCAAAGGGGGAGAGUUUUACGAUGGAGAGGAAGAAAAAAUUUCUUUAAGGUACGAAAAGCUGUUCGGGUAUUGCGGGUUGUGCUCGAGUCUUUGUCAUAAAGAUGAGUUAUGCCCUCUUUCAAAGAAGACGGAGGUAAAGGCGAGUCCAGAGAAGAGACGGGAAAACAGGGACGGGAAUGGGAGGUAG
Molecule: messenger RNA, 732 nt
Organism: Brassica oleracea var. oleracea
Lineage: Eukaryota; Viridiplantae; Streptophyta; Magnoliopsida; Brassicales; Brassicaceae
Exons: 1
Coding region: 1-732 (243 amino acids)
Source: RefSeq, a predicted model, not a curated record